Messenger RNA from Ictalurus punctatus (channel catfish), 936 nucleotides. RefSeq names its product lipocalin 15 (gene lcn15). The transcript is spliced from 7 exons. The coding region runs from base 91 to 651 and encodes 186 amino acids. Gene Ontology annotation, molecular function: small molecule binding. The record is from RefSeq and is a predicted model, not a curated record. NCBI's taxonomy places the organism in Eukaryota, Metazoa, Chordata, Actinopteri, Siluriformes, Ictaluridae.
AUAAAACCCCCAGGUUCCUGAAAGAGCAUUCACAGCUUUGCAGCCUGAGGUUUGCUCUUAAACACAGAGCGCCUGGAUUACAGUUUUAACAUGUUGCUGGCUGUAGCGGUUCUGUGCAGCAUAGUGCUAUGGACACACUCGUACAACUCCACUGAUAUUCUGCCCCAGCCGGAUUUCGAACUGGAACAGUUUGCAGGUGAAUGGUAUCGUGUUGGCUUGGCUUAUGACCACCCAUUUGUUAUUAAAUACAAAAAGAACUUUCUGCUCUCAAGAGGCAAUCUGAUCCCUAAUGAAGAUGGAGGAGCCAACCUUACCAUGUGGUCAAUGAACAGCCAAAAGACUUGCGAUGUAAGUUUUUAUGUCUAUGAGAAAACGGAGCUUCCUGGAGCUUUUACUUAUUUCAGUCAAAGGCACAAGAUUGAAAAGGACAUUACAGUGGUAGAAACUAAUUACACUGACUAUGGGGUCGUCCUGAAAUACAAGAAUAUAAACAAAGAAUACACUCAGCUGGCUCUCUAUGGGCGAAAGCCAGAAGUCAGGCCGGAGGUGGUAGAAAAAUUCCGAUCAUUUGCCUUGUCUAUUGGGUUUCCUGAGGAGGCCAUCAUUACACCAACCAUUCUGGACCCAUGUCCUCUUCCAGAGCCAAGGUAAGGAUGUAAUAUGACGGAACUGCUGGACUAGAAGAGUCUUCCUUUCUUUGGUCAUCAUUCCAGUUGAUCUUUUUAGGAUUGUAGUAGUUUAAAUAGGACUGUUAUCCAAAUUCUUUUGGUGCUUGUCAUUAUUUUCUAAUCAUGUUUAUUCCUCUUAUGUACAGUAAAUACUAAGUAAUAACAGACUGAAGCAGUUAUAUACUGUUAAUUCUGUAAAGUUAUACUUGUGGAAUUUCUUAUUUGCUAUAAUCAUUUACAAAUAGUAAAAAAAAAAAAAAAAAAAAAA